UUUCACCAUCACAACAAUUCCAGAUCUUGUUAGAGCCUGUCCAGUUAGUUUGAGGCAUGUUGUGCUUUUUAAAUGCGCCCUUUUCUGUAGCAUUUUUUCAUUAAGGUGCUGACUUGUUAAAUGUUCCUUUCUGUUUUAGUUCAAUGAUGUCAAUGGCUUCAGCUUUGACAAACCAUUGGGUUGUUAGCGGUUCAUCCCGUCAUGACAUGAGCAACAGAUCUGAUGAUUGCUUCAAGGUAUUGACUUGGAACCACAAUGUGAUCAAGGGGAAGCAGUUCUUGCCCAGAGAAAAGGUUGCUCUGACUGGUUGGCAGAUCACCCGAGCUGUACCAAAAGAUCCCAAGAAGUGGUGGGAGAUAGACAUGAAGGACAACGUGAUAAAUAUCAAAUCACAGGACGAUUUUGAUGAACAGCUUCUGAUGGCCAGAGAUAAAUUCACAGUGGUGCACUUCUUUUCACCUAGCUGUGGAGCUUGCAAGGCCCUACACUCUAAGGUACAUCAGUUUGCCGAGAUGCAUCCAGGACUGCAAUUUCUUAUGGUCAACUGUAAUGAACAGACACAUAUCUGUAAGAGGCUCCAUGUCUGUGUCUUGCCAUUGUUCCGCUUUUACAGAGGCGCCGAAGGUCGUAUUUGUAGCUUCAGCUGCACAAUUUCAACUAUUCAUAAGUUCAAAGAUGCUCUGAAAAAGCAUGGGGUUCAGACUGAGAGUCAAGCAGCAGAAAAGGGGUGGGACGAAUAUUAACUUAAGAGCUGACCCACCUACUGAUAUCUCAAAUGCAAGUGAUGCUUCACCGAAAAUGGACAGAGAUGAUGGCCCCAUUGAACCCAGCAAUGACUAAAUCAGUAUGCUGCAGAUUGCCCAGUUUGAUAGUUUUGAUGUAUGUGCAUAGAAGCUGAGUAUUCAAAAGAUUAUGGCCCAUAUGCGCUUAUAAUGGCCCUAUAUUUAAAAAUUUGAGGGCCAAUAAGCAUAAAAUAGGUACAAAUUUUGAAUAUCAAAGAAUUUUAAAUGACGCUAUCAGUUACCACAUGCUGUUUUUUUUCUUGAACACAAAGAAGAACUGCAUGUCAAUGGAUUAUGAAAUAGAGUUUGUUAAAGCUGA
Molecule: messenger RNA, 1101 nt
Organism: Sorghum bicolor (sorghum)
Lineage: Eukaryota; Viridiplantae; Streptophyta; Magnoliopsida; Poales; Poaceae
Product: thioredoxin-like 1-1, chloroplastic
Exons: 4
Coding region: 144-743 (199 amino acids)
Biological process (GO): cell redox homeostasis
Source: RefSeq, a predicted model, not a curated record